Molecule: messenger RNA, 5107 nt
Organism: Penaeus vannamei (Pacific white shrimp)
Lineage: Eukaryota; Metazoa; Arthropoda; Malacostraca; Decapoda; Penaeidae
Source: RefSeq, a predicted model, not a curated record
AUGACGCUUGCCUUUGCUUUACCUGCUCUUUUGUGUUCUCCCAGUCCUUAUGGCAUAUUCAGUGGUGGCUUGGCCGGGCUGCGAGAUGGCUUUUGGAAGGAGAGCGGCCGCGGGCUAAGUCGCCUGAGCUCGUCGUGCCCGUCGCUCAACGUGGACGGCGAGGAGGGCGACGACGACGACUCGCCCACAUGUUCCGAGGAAUUCCUGGACGCCCGGAAGAGCCGCGGGGGAACCACCGACUGCCACCGCCGCCGCUCCUGGUCGGGCCUCUCGGAUGAGGAGAAGAAGCGAGCAAGACACAGAAGCAUCAGCCUCAGCAGUCUGGAUUCCGAUGCCGAGGAAGCCUUCUACGACGCCGAGGACAGCACCAACAACCACGGAGAAGCGGAGUUCCGGCCCUAUUGAGAAGCCGCGCCUGCUGGCCCCGCGACUCACGCUGCAGAAGUCGGUGUCGACGCCCUCGAUCCUGGCGGGCGUCACCACCCAGCCGCAGCAGCAGCAGCCACAAUCCAGCUUCCCGGACGAGGAAGACGGUUCGACGAAGAGGAGAAAAAGAGGCUCGAUUUUCUUCCGGAAGAAAAAGGACAAAAUCAAGAAGAGUUCCCACCAGUUCGUGUCUGUGUGCUACAGCAACUCAGCCACGUGCGACGUCUGCAGUAAGCCCAUGACCAACAAGCCAGCUCUCAGGUGUGAAACUUGCCAGGUGUGCGUGCACGAGAAUUCUUGCAAAGACCAGAUUUCGGACUGCUCCAAGCUCAAGAAUCCCAAGGUGAUCCAGAAGCCGGGCAGCGCCGCCGGCCUCACCACUGCCACCAAGAGCGCCAGCCUCGGCUCCUACGCCAUCUCGGGCACAGCCGGAUCCACGGGACCCUCGGCCAAGUCGCAGCCGCCCGCCGUCUCCAGAUCCAAGUCCUCGGCCGCCCACUCCUCCUCGCCCACGCGCCCCACCAGCGUGUCCUCGCCAAGGAGCGAAAUUAGCCUCACCGACGAGAGUGAUCGGAAGAUGUGUAUUAAACUGUUGAUUUUAAAUGCCAAUAAGCACCACUACCAAGGACACGUCCGCAGUACUCACACUACACAAGCUGUCCGGCCCACACGCUCUGGUCAAGCCCCGGCUCUCGCUCGGAUGCUGAACCCACAUCACUCGUACAUUUUGUGCUCCCCCCCCCCCACUUCCCCUUGUAAAGCCAGACGUAAAGUCUUCCACAGAGGAAAAGCUAAACCUUGCCUAAGAGAUGUGGGCCGCAUCCAACUCAAAUUCAAACUGGAGGUUGAAAUUGGUAAUGUGUACACAAUGGCGCACCGUGCGAGUGGCUGCGUGUCCUGGCCCGCGCGGCCCGCUAAUCCCCCGGCCCGCCCCAACAGUGGCUGCGUGUCCAGUCCCGUCCGCAGACUGUCCGGCUUCUCCCAGUGGAAGCGAGUGGCUACCAAGUUGGGAGUCAAGUGUGUCUGGCGUCUCAUCCACACCUUGCCACUGCAAUCCGUCACCGCCAAAGUCUUUUCACGAGAAAUGAAGGAGAAGAAGAAGAAGAAAAUAGAAAUUCGGACGCGACCCCACCACCGGCAACAGCUGCUGCAACGUGCAUGUCGGUUGCAGUGUUACCUGCGACGCGAAUCGGGAUCAUUUGGACGAGGCAGCUCCUGUUUAAGAGAUCUCGGCAAACAAGAUACUGAUACUCCAUUGUGUGAAGAAUUUUAUGGCCCCGGCGCGAGCCAGCAGCGAGCGAGAGAGAGCAUGGCGCAACGCAAAAUUACCCGCGGGACGCUCCGCUCCACCUACGAGAAGAUCAAGUCGCGGAGCCUGAACGACCUGUCGGAGAUCUUCCUGGAGAGGCCCAAGGCGCGGGAUGGCGGCGCUGGCGAGCCCCGUCCGGAAAAGGGCGAGUGGGCCAGCCCCGCCAGCUCGCACGAGCAGGCCAAGGAGGGCCGAGAGCAGAGGAAAGAGAGUAAGCGCAAGAAGAAAGACAGGAGAACAAGCGUGGACGAAAGCAGGGCGAUGCUUGAGCAGGAGGGUGAAAGGGAGCCGAAGGAAGCGUGCAGGAGGACCGACGCCGCUGACGGCGCGGCCCGCAGCGAGGACCUCGGCUCGCCCACGCAAGACGACAUUCUGGAGGUCAACUCUGCAUCUAUGGAAUCUCUAGAUGAUGGAAAUGAAGAACCCAGUCUAGACGAUAUCGACGCCGAUCCCGAGCUCCGGCUUCUAGACAAGGAGCCCGAGCUUUGGGUCCACACGGUCGAGAAGGAGGUGGUUGAUAAGUUGACCGAGAAACAGGUGAAGAAACAGGAACACAUCUAUGAGCUUAUCAUUACAGAGAAGCACCACUGUCGUAUGCUGAAAGUCAUGCAGAAGGUGUUUGCCGAGGGCAUGGCUCGGGAGCUGAACAUGCAGGACUCGAGGAUCAAGCGGAUCUUCCCGUGCCUGGACGAGCUCAUCACGAUCCACUGCUCGUUCCUAUGGCGGCUGCGCCAGAGACAGAGGAGCAACAAGUACAUCGAGACCAUCGGCGACCUCCUCGUCGACCAGUUCCUCGGGGACAACGCACAGGGACUCAAGGACGCCUACGGACAGUUCUGCUCGCAGCACCAGGACGCGGUAUCGUACUAUAAGGACAUCCUGAAGACGGACCGCAGAUUCCAGGCCUUCAUCAGACAGAAGUCCAACCAUCCGCUGAUGAAGAAGAAGGGCAUCCCGGAGUGCAUCCUGUUCGUGACGCACCGGGUGACCAAGUACCCGCUGAUGCUGGAGGCGCUCAUGAAGUACAGCAAGGACCAGGAGGAGGAGCUCAGUACCUUGAAGAAGGCGCUGGACCUGGUGAAGGACAUCCUUGUAAAUAUUAAUGCUCAAGUUGCGGAAAAGGAAAGAGAGCAAAGAUUGUUAGAAAUAUAUCACAAGAUAGAUGCCAAAUCAUCAGCACUAUACAAGGAGCAGAAGUUUAAAAAGUCUGAUUUCUUCUCAAGAAGUAGAAAACUCAAGUUCGAAGGUUCAGCAAUCCUAAGUCAACAAAAGGGCAAACCCAUACUGGUGCAGGUUGUGGUGUUAUCAGAUUUAGUCUUCUUCCUUUUGGAAAAUAACCAGAAGUACUACUUUUUCUCACCUGAUUCAAAGGCUGGUGUUAUCCCAUUAGACAAGCUCAUAGUGAGAGAGAAGGCAGGGGAAGGAUCACGUGCUAUCUACCUUAUCUACUCGAAGAAUACCGCUGAGAUGUUUGAGUUUGAAUGCCAACAUCCAAAAGAUAAGAAAAUAUGGUUGGAAUCUAUAAGAGAAGCCAUUGAUCAGUGUCCAGAUGAAGAGGACAUGGGCGAUAACUCCAGCGAGAAUUCAAAGUUGCAGGAAGCCAAUUCUGAAAAGAUCCGGGAAAUUCUAGGUAUUCUGCAGCACAAAGACAAGGAUUUGGCAAGAAUAUGUGAAGACAAGAUGAAUGCAGUGACAGAACUGCUGGAGUUGUUAGGCAAUGAUGAAUUCCCUCCCACUCCACAGUACCGAGCACUUCUUGAUGAGCACCAUUUAGAUCACAAUGCUGCUCGAGACUUGCAAAUAAAUUCACUCAUGGAAGCCCUAAGAUUAGUGAGUGGGGCUUGUGGCUGGGGUUCUAACCUUGCUCGCUCAGUGAGUUCUGUGGGGGAACAUCAGAGUGACGCCUAUGUGUCGCCCAGCCUUCCUAAGAGAGCAGAAACAUUUGGAGGCUUCGAUAACCCCAACAAAGAUGCCUCAGGACAUCCUCAGAAACAGUCCGGAGGGAAGAAGAAGAAGGACAGCCGCAUGUCGCUGACCUCAACAGGCACAGGUGAAAGUGAUAUAAUAGAGAGCCUUAAGAACCGUCGUCCAUCUGGCAGCACGCUUGCAGUUCGUUCCUCACAAGACAACUUGAGCAUUGUGUCCACACUAUCUGGUGACUCAUCCAGUCAACAGCAACAUCAGGCUGUAGCAGCCAAGCUUAUAUAUUGGCUACAGACUUCGUUGGUGCUUAGUCAACAUCAUUUAACCCAAUUCGAUAUGUUGAGGUCCAAGUUGGUUGUUGGUGGGGCCUCAGUUGAUGGACGAUUCCGACACUCUCAGAAGUUGGAAGAACUUCGGAAUAUACAAGAGCAGAUUAGCCAUGAAAGGGCCCAGUGGAUGAAGGAAAGGGAUGCCCAGGAGAAGUGGAUUGCAGAAAAGAAAAUUGAGCUUCAGAAAAAGGAGGAACACCUUCGCAGUGAGCAGCAAGACGUCCAGCAGCAGCGCGAAUUGUUAUAUCGCAAACUAGAGGCUCUCAAGGCUCAGGGUAUCAUCCUAAGUCCAACUCUAACAGUUCUCACAACAACGCCACCAACCCACGCGGUACAUGAGGAACACCUUGCAGGAAAUGUAAGUGGUAGUGCAGGUGAUGGCGGACAGAUGACUCAGGGAUCUCCACAUAGUUCACCUACAAGUACAGCAGCCCCCACUCGCCCUCGUACCGAUCACAAGCAUCGCAACUCCACUGCUUCAAUUGCCAACCUCAUCAAGCGUGACUCCAACCAGUCUUUACCCACACACCUCAUAUCAGCAGCAAACCAGCAGAAGGCAUCUAUAUCAGUUAAACAGCAGCUCCCAAUGAAGCUUGCCAAACUGGGAAGCAGCAGCAGCACAGGCUCCUCGUCAAGCAGCGGUGGUGGCGGUGCAUCCUCGCCCAAUCAGGACCGCCUUGACCACCACCGGUCUCACAUCAGCCCUGGGGCCAGUGGGGGAGUGCAGCAGAUGCUGCCUCUGAAACUAAGCCAGGGGCCCAAUGAGGGCAAAGGUUCCCGUAUAACUGUGGGUACCAGCGCCUGGCUUCUCCUCCACCAUCCCUUGAGCCCUCACCAGGUCCAUCCCACCAACGCACAGGGUCGUCCCCUGCCACGCUACAGAAUGGGUCUUCAGCUGUCAGUCCUGGGCACCCGCUCCCACUGCCACCACCACCGCCCAGGGGCUCGCGCCACCCGAACCAAUACCUACCCAAAGUUGACCAGUAAACCUUCCGUGCCCACCACUCGUGCCAACACCACGCCAGAGGGAUCACAGGAAGGUUCAGGUGUGGGAUCCAGCACACGCCCUGGUCAGCGUAUUAAAGAUCCUGAUACCAACCAGGACAUAAUAUUCUUCUAA